ACCUCUUCACGAGGGUCGCGCGUGCAAGAUUUAACGUGAUAAAUAAAAAUAAAAUAACGUAAUCCGAAAAACAAACACAACCAUGACCCCAAUGGUGAAAGUAAAAUCCAACUUUUAUUACUUUAUUCGGCAACGUGCGUUUGGGAAAUGUAUGUACUUUAUUUUGCUAUUGUAAAGGAAGCCGGAAGUUGUUAACCUUAUGCGAGUAGUAGCAUUAGCAAGCCAUUCAACAAGCGCAGUUGAGAAAAAAAAGGUUUUAAGUGAAAUUAAACUGGCAUGGCUGCGGAUUGGCUGGGAAGUUUGGUGUCGAUCAACUGUGGAUCAUCAUUGGGAGUCUAUCAGGGAGAGGUCUCAUCAGUGGACCAAUCUUGCCAAACUAUCUCGCUCAGACAACCUUUCCACAAUGGAGUUAAGUGCCCAGUUCCAGAGGUCACAUUCAGUGCCAUGGACAUAAAGGACCUCAAGAUCUUAGAAAUAAGAAAUGGAAAUGCUCAGAGCAGCGCUCCAGUUUCAACUAAUGCGAGUAGUGCACCGGUCUCAGUUCCAAAAAGUGAUCCUAGGACUGCAGAGAUUGUGAACUCGCCGCAACACUGCUCCAGAAGCUACGGCGACCGCCAUCUAGACGUCCCCAAGGGGUUCAGGCGACGACACAACUCCUGGUCAUCAAGCAGUCGAGGUACAAACCAAGCUACCCCCAAAAAGAAUGGGCUGAAAAAUGGUAGUAACCAGAUGAGACAAAGGGACGACGAGUGCUUCGGGGACGGCAUGGACGACGGCCUGGACACGGAUUUUGAUUUUGAAGGAAACUUGGCCCUGUUUGACAAAGCAGCCGUGUUUUCAGAGAUUGACACAUCUGAGCGCCGAAACGGGGUGAGGUCAAGAGGUACGCCUCACGAGCAGACGCCCUCGCGAUACCGCCAUGACGAGAACAUUAUCGAGGGCAAACCUGUAGUGUACAGACAGAUAACCGUACCGCAACCUGGAGCCAAAGAAUACUGCACAGACUCUGGGCUGGUUGUACCCAGUAUAACUUAUGAACUGCACCAGCGUUUACUAUCAGUCGCUGAGCGAUAUGGUCUCACGUUGGAGCGGCGGCUUGAAAUGACCGGUGUGUGUGCAAGUCAGAUGGCGCUCACACUGCUUGGUGGGCCAAACAGAUUCACACCAAAGAAUCUCCACCAGCGUCCUACAGUGGCGUUGCUGUGUGGUCCACAUGUGCAGGGGGCUCAGGGCAUCAGCUGUGGCCGUCACCUGGCCAAUCACGAAGUGGAGGUGGUCCUGUUCCUUCCUAACUUGGGCAAAAUGCUCGACUCUGUUACCAGCGAGCUCACGCUUUUCAUUAAGACUGGCGGGAAGCUCGUGUCAAAUGUCAAAGACUUGCCAGACACACCCGUGGAUCUAAUCAUCAACUGCCUGGACUGCCACAAGAACACCUCCCUGAUGGAUCAGCCUUGGUACCGUGCGGCCGCAGACUGGGCAAACGAGAACCGUGCGCCCGUGCUGAGUUUAGAUCCUCCAGUUUGUGGACAAGCAGUGGAGGCCAAGUGGUCCCUCUGUCUUUGCCUCCCUCUUCCCCUUGCGGAGGGGGCCGGCAGAGUUUACCUGUGCGACAUUGGCGUCCCCCGCCAGGUGUUUAAGGAAGUGGGCAUCAAGUACCUUUCUCCUUUCGGGUGCAAAUUUGUCAUCCCACUGCACUCGGGUUAAAAAGGACUCGUCACUUCCAGGCUUUCACCAUCCCAGACAGCAUGGGAGCAUUGUAUUCCUCAGUUUCAUAUCUUGUGCAGUUAAUCCAAUAACACUUCUUUACAAGUAACACACUUUUCAGAAUGCGAAUGUGGGCUCUCAUGCAUUCCUUUCGAGGACCAUUGUUUAGCGCAUUAGUCAAUCAAGACCGGAUUGAUGCGAGAAUAUUUCACAAUUUGAGAUUACUCGGAUAAAGUAUCACCUUCAGAGGUUGCAGUAAUGAUGUAGAUGCAUUAAACCUGAUAUCGUAUCUAUAAUAUUUGGAAGAGGAGCCUAUUUACAAAUUUAUAUAAAAUAGUGUUAAAUCUUGUUGGACAAUCUUGAACAUUUUGAUGUAUACACUAUUGGGUUUGAACAAAAUUUACAUCUUAGUAUCGCCACUGAAAUAAGUUGAGAACCUGGCAGCUGCUUAAGAAUGCUACUGUAUUAAUCUCUUUGAGACAAGGUUCUUUUUCCAUGUUGAAGUAGACUGAUGCAAAGGGAUUCAGUCAAAAGACAAAGCAUGACAUUAUUUGGGUCAUCUGAAGACUAGUUAAAAGUCCAAUUUUGCAGUUUGAGUUCACGUUUUCCCGAAAUUUACAUUGUAAGCUUGAACUCAUUACAGAACUAAUUCAAGCGAGAUCCCUUGUCAAAAUGCAUGUAAAACGCUUUUGAAAAAGAAGUGUUUUCAAAAUUAACAGCAAUAAAGCUAAACUGCAUUUAUGGACGGAUUAACAAUGAACGCAGAUGAUUGUUGACUGGGAAUAAGGACUUUUUUUUUUUUUUUUCCUCGUUACUACUGUGAAAAAGAAUUCAGGUUUGAAGAGUGCAGGUUUGUGUUGCACUUGAGACUGUCAGAGGACAGCGAAAUCUCAUUGGGACCACAUUCAUUUGUGCAGGACACAAUCUUGAGGCACACUUUUUUGUUUACAUUGAUUUUCAGUUCAUUUACAUUUUGUUGUAUUUGAGGAGGCACGUGUUACAUAUGACGAGCCCUCUGAUGUAUCAUCCAGCGUUAAUGAUUCUAAACGUGGAUAGCUUUUCUGCCUCAAGUGGGAUUUGUCAUUUAUUUUCCAGAGAUACUCUGAAGCGGUUCAGAAACGUUUGUACUUGUUUUUUCACUUGUACUAUCACAUUUGUGGUUGGUUGGUCGAGAAGCGAUUGUUUUCAUUUCAACAAAGGCUCAUAAUCAUUGUUUUCUAAUGUUUGCAAUGUCUGCAGACUGAAUUAAAGAAGUUGGCCUUUA
This is a messenger RNA of Corythoichthys intestinalis (scribbled pipefish), 2968 nucleotides long. RefSeq names its product enhancer of mRNA decapping 3 homolog (S. cerevisiae) (gene edc3). The record is from RefSeq and is a predicted model, not a curated record. The transcript has 7 exons. Gene Ontology annotation, cellular component: P-body. NCBI's taxonomy places the organism in Eukaryota, Metazoa, Chordata, Actinopteri, Syngnathiformes, Syngnathidae. Bases 277 to 1704 code for a protein of 475 amino acids. Gene Ontology annotation, biological process: deadenylation-independent decapping of nuclear-transcribed mRNA; P-body assembly. Gene Ontology annotation, molecular function: mRNA binding.